UGAGUUCUGAAGUGUUGACGAUGGAAGGCCGUCUGCCUCGUUUGCUUCGCACCCUUAUACAGUGGCACUCUCUUAUUCAACGUGUUGAAUAGCAAAGCCUAAUCACAAACACGUUAUGGAUUUAUUCAAAGAAUUUGUCUCUUCGUUUCCCCCGGGACGCUUCCGAUUUGGAGUUGAGUAUACAUCGAGUUAUUCUUUUUAAAUUUUUGAAUGACGGAUACAAUUUCAAAUUAUAUUUGCUUCUCGACGUUUCAAAUUUUACAUCUAAGUGAGGAAUAUUUUGUGAAAUUUGACUUGAAAAGCGAAAAAGCAUGAAAUGAAAGAAAUGACAAUCAGAAUUCAGCUCGCAUAUUGUUUUGUGAAUUAUAACAAGAUUUGCAAAGUCUUUCGUUCGUUUCCAUGGUGACGGCGAUUCCUCUUGACAAGACCAUAUCGUUAAUUUACGAUGAACCAUACCCGCAUGCUUUAAGCUUAUAUUUAUUCUAAAUGAACUAUUCUCUGUUAGGCGUUAUGAGAAUAUAAAAGGAGUCUAUUGCUUGUUGAAGUACUAUGCUUUCCUGGCCGUGUGAUUAACGUAAGCACAAGUAGAUGCAUCUAUGAAAAGAACGUUAAAUAAAAAAAAAAUUACUGCCGCUUUCGGAAUAACAGAAAAGAUUGUAAUCUAAUGCUUAGAUAAUUUUACUUUCGGAACUCUCCAUUUGGUGGCGCGGGAAUUUAUUUGGUAUGUUCGACAGAGAGCGACCUCGUUUGCCCAGAGAUUACAAGCGUCUGUGACAAUAAUGAUUGAGAUCUGGGUCUCUUGGGCGUUUUGUUACUGCGCUUAUUGACAACGAGACGAAACUAUGUACGGACUUUAAGCAUCGUAGCCUGUGUCUCCAGGGAGCUUUAACCAAAUGCUUUUGACAAGCUUUCGCUAGCCCUCGAUGUUAAGAGAGUACGCACAACCACGUAGUAAUUUGUGCUAUUUGAAUGCUGUUUUUUUCGUCUUGGAUUUAGGAAAAUCAAAAGGUUGGAUAUUAAUGUUUUGGAAUUUUGUUAUUUCAAUCAGCGACACAGGAUGAUAAUGGAAAGUAGAUCGAAGUAAGGGAUUUUCGUGUGACAAGCAUGUUGGUUCGAAUAUGGAGUUUGAUGGUUUUGACCGCGGGGAUUGCUUGGUAUCUUCUCCAGCUCGUAGAAGCAGACUGUCCAAUUCUGACGAAGACGGUGAACGUUUCGUCCGAGCAGCGUCUGAUGUUGUACCUGAUGGCUGGUUACGAGAAGUCCAUUCGUCCGGUUUAUAACUCAUCCUCGCCAGUAGAGGUAAAGCUCGGACUGACCUUGACCCAGAUACUUGACCUAGAUGAGAAAAAUCAGAUUCUGACAACGAAUGUUUGGAUGGAAGUGGAAUGGUAUGACGAAAAGCUCAGCUGGGACUAUGCAGAUUAUGGAGGUUUGACCAGCAUACGGAUACCAUGUAACCGGAUAUGGCUACCGGAUGUCGUCCUCUACAACAGCGUUGACGAUUAUACAUCCGGGUACAUGCCGAGCCUCGCUAUGGUCCACAACGACAGCCGGGUAUUUUGGGGUCCCGUCGUCCGUUUCAGGAGUUCAUGUAAAAUCGACAUAACGUUUUUCCCUUUUGAUGACCAGAUGUGUAAACUAAAGUUAGGAUCCUGGGCAUACCACGGAUUUCAGGUAAACGUGUUCAAUCGCUCCACGACGAUCGACCUGUCCAACUUUGUCGACAACGGAGAAUGGGAGCUAGUAGAAAACAAAGUGGAACGAAACCAGGUCUACUAUAACUGCUGUUCCGAGCCUUUUCCGGAUGUGACGUUUUACAUUUAUCUGCGCAGACGUAUUAAAUACUACUUCAUGAACAUCAUCAUACCUUGUAUAAUAUUAUCGUUUUUGUGCCUGGCCGGAUUUCUACUUCCGCCGGAAAGUGGAGAGAAGAUAACUCUGGGUCUAUCAGUCCUGCUUACGAUCACCGUAUUUAUGUUGAUGGUGGCGGACAAGAUGCCACAGACCUCCGAGUCAAUUUCCGUCAUCAGUAUAUAUCUGAUGGUCGUUCUGUCAAUGAGUUGUAUGUCUGUCCUGACGUCCGUCUGGAUCUUAAGUAUACAUCACCAGCGCGGGAAACCAAAACGAGUCCCAACUUGGUUACGGGUAGUUGUGCUGACGUUCGUAGCUAAAUGUUUGUGUGUGAAUAUACGACUUUUUGGUACAAAAGAUAGAAUUUUAGACUACCGGAACCGGAAGAAAAAUAAAAAUAAGAAAAUCAGAGUCGCAAUGGAGGAUCCGGAAAUCAUACGCAUGGACGCUAACGUAAGAGAUCACUUUGACAUUGAAAAUAGUAUGUCAACAAUCGAAAACAAUAUUUAUAGAGAAAGUUACCUCGAGCGCGAGGACGCUAUCAAGGAGUUAAUUGAUCUGCUACAAACGCGCCACCUGGAGGAACUUUACGAAGAGGAAGUCUACAAGGAAUGGAGGGACGUUGCCUUCGUUCUUGACCGGAUGUUCUUCGUUUUGUUUUUAUUGAUAACAACCAUAGCAACCGUUUGUAUCUUAGAGAUGCGCCCGUCUCCUGGAAAACACUAACUGAUGACGUCAUUCCACGUAUUGACAAUUUAUCCGAAAAUAUACAUAAAUGACGUCAUCAUGCAAUUCACAGGGUUAAUUGUAUAUAUUAUGAUUAUUUACUCUUGUACAAGUAAUUCGUCUUCCAUAAUUUUCGAAUCAGAUGUUUUACGAACUGAUUUCCGUAAGGUGACGAUUUCAUUGUAAUGAUGACGCUGUGACGUCAUUGUGUAAAGAGAGUGAAUUUAUGCAAAACUGAACCUGACAGGAGCUUUUGAAAAUACAUGUAAUGACGUGUAUGUACCGGGUUGUUAUUGGCUUAAAUGGAAAUAUGUAAGAUGAUCAACGCUGUCGGUUUCCCUUAAUAUGAUUUAGUUAAAUUGUUCUGUUAUUUUCAAAAUCGUAUCGACAUUUGCAAUUUUUUUGGUAAAAAAUUGGAGUUUUAUAUUUAAGUUCAAAUUCAUGUAAUAUAGGCCGUUUGAUAUUCAUUUGAAGUAGAUUUUUCACAAUUAUUGAUUUUUAAUGUGGUAGAUAUGAAUAUUUAUUAACCCCAAGCUUAUGACAUUGACCGACGAGAAGCGGGGUUGGAUAUCAUAUUAUAAGGGUAAAUAAAUAUACUCAUACACGACAAAAGCUAAGGUUGAUAACUAUUUUGUUUUGCAUACAUGAUACGUGUUAUUAAAAAGUAAAUAUAUGACGUCACGAAAUUGAAAUUAAUCGCGUAUUAUUUCAAUAUAUUUCCUGUUGCUCAGAUCUCGCUCAGUGAGAAGUGGGACUUCAAAGCCAACACAUAACCAGUGUUUAUCCUCCUUAUGGUAAUAAUGUUUCUGGAUAUUAUCCAUAUGUGUCUUUCUAGAUUCAUAACACUUGAUACUGUACAUGUAGAUGAAUUUGAUGGUCGGAUGGCAAACUUGCCUUUCACCCAUGCGGCCACGGUUCGAUUCCCCGAUCGGACGUGAAAAAGUAUGGGGGUCACCUGCCUGACCACGUGGGUUUUCCCCAGGUUCUAUAGUUUCCUCCCACAGUAAGACCCCUCGCGUGCUUCGAUCCGGUUGAUGUAGCUUGUUUCGAAGUUGUAAAAUGAAUAAAGUUUACAUUUUUCUAUCUACAAUUGAUGGUAAAAAAUAAACUACAUUUAUUCUCAACUUAUAUUUACUAUGGUACACAGUAAAGUAAAGCGAGUUCUACUUAAUGUUUAUAGACAGAUAAACUUAUGAAUAAGCCAAUAAUUGUUCCGCUCAGUGAUAGGUGGCGUGGAAUACCUAAGGUUUGGAGAUUACAUGAAAGACACUGUCUCACGCGUUUUGUAUACGUAGUACCCAAUAUCUGAUGACGUAUCAUAUUUAUAGUCGCCAUGUUAUUGUGAUCACAUAUAUGUUAAUAACUAUGAAAGGUUAAAUAGUAUGUCCAGUUUAAACAUAACAAUUUCGUCCAAGUCGUGUCAAAAGGUUCUGAUGACAAGAAAACCUCUGGUGUGGUUAAUGAAUGCUUUGAUUUUUAUUUUAGCGUUCGAUAUACAUGUAAUAUACUGAUGUUGUCGUGUUUCACAAAGUUACGUAGCGGGGUAUUAUAAAAAAAAUGUUUUAUUUUACCGCAUUGUUCAUGAUGAUCAGCAAGAUAUGAUGAAGCCAGGUUUGUUUUGAAAGUAUGAAUGUCAGUUACUUAAGCAUUGAUGUCAUUUUUUUUAGUUUCAUCGGGGUAUGAAACAAAUUUUGUUUGCAGACUGUAUGA
Molecule: messenger RNA, 4287 nt
Organism: Pecten maximus
Lineage: Eukaryota; Metazoa; Mollusca; Bivalvia; Pectinida; Pectinidae
Product: neuronal acetylcholine receptor subunit alpha-10-like
Exons: 7
Coding region: 1105-2577 (490 amino acids)
Biological process (GO): chemical synaptic transmission; nervous system process; monoatomic ion transmembrane transport
Cellular component (GO): neuron projection; postsynaptic membrane; synapse
Molecular function (GO): acetylcholine-gated monoatomic cation-selective channel activity; transmembrane signaling receptor activity
Source: RefSeq, a predicted model, not a curated record